AUGGGCUCGGUGAAGAGAAAAUCGGCGGAGGAAUCGUCUGAUUGUGCUCCGCCGCAGAAGGUUCAGAAAGAGGAUGAUUCCACUCAGAUCAUCAACGAAGAGCUCGUGGGUUGCGUUCACGAUGUUUCCUUCCCUGAAAAUUACGUUCCUCUUGCUCCCUCCGCUCAAGGAGACACCAAACCACCUGCCAAAGAAUUCCCUUUCACCCUUGACUCCUUCCAGUCUGAAGCUAUCAAGUGUCUCGAUAAUGGCGAAUCAGUCAUGGUUUCAGCUCAUACAUCUGCUGGUAAAACAGUUGUGGCUUCCUAUGCGAUUGCCAUGUCGUUGAGGGAGAACCAGAGGGUUAUUUAUACCUCUCCUAUAAAGGCACUAAGCAAUCAGAAGUACAGAGAUUUUAAAGAAGAGUUUUCUGACGUUGGUUUAAUGACCGGGGAUGUGACUAUUGAUCCUAAUGCUUCUUGCCUGGUCAUGACCACAGAGAUCUUGCGUAGCAUGCAGUAUAAAGGGUCAGAGAUUAUGAGGGAGGUUGCUUGGAUUAUUUUUGAUGAGGUGCAUUACAUGCGUGAUAGUGAGAGAGGUGUGGUUUGGGAAGAAAGUAUUGUAAUGGCUCCGAAGAAUUCUCGUUUUGUGUUUCUCUCUGCAACUGUGCCCAAUGCCAAGGAGUUUGCUGAUUGGGUUGCAAAGGUUCACAAACAACCAUGCCACAUUGUUUACACCGAUUAUAGGCCAACUCCGCUUCAGCACUAUGUCUUUCCUGCUGGAGGUAAUGGGCUUUACUUGGUUGUGGAUGAAAAGGCUAAAUUUCACGAGGAUAGCUUCCAGAAAUCUCUUAACGCACUAGUUCCUGCUAGUGAUGCUGACAAGAAAAGAGAGAAUAGAAAGUCUCAAAAGGGAUUAAUGGUUGGAAAACUUGGUGAAGAAAGUGAUAUCUUCAAAUUGGUGAAAAUGAUAAUUCAGCGGCAAUAUGAUCCCGUGAUUUUGUUCAGUUUCAGCAAAAAGGAAUGCGAGGCACUUGCUAUGCAGAUGUCUAAGAUGGACUUAAACAGCGACGAUGAGAAAGACAAUGUGGAGAUGAUUUUUACUAGUGCAAUCGAUAACCUUUCAGAUGAUGAUAAGAAGCUACCUCAGGCAAGCACUCAUUAA
This is a messenger RNA of Thlaspi arvense, 1143 nucleotides long. NCBI's taxonomy places the organism in Eukaryota, Viridiplantae, Streptophyta, Magnoliopsida, Brassicales, Brassicaceae. The record is from the annotation of a GenBank genome assembly.